Messenger RNA from Eurytemora carolleeae, 979 nucleotides. RefSeq lists its product as uncharacterized. The transcript has 12 exons. Lineage: Eukaryota; Metazoa; Arthropoda; Copepoda; Calanoida; Temoridae. The record is from RefSeq and is a predicted model, not a curated record. The coding region runs from base 133 to 930 and encodes 265 amino acids.
AACUGUUCACGUAAACUCAAGUAACCCUUUAUGAAGAGAGAGUCCGAUUCACAAUGGGUUAACGCUCUGAAUGUAGGGUCACUUAAAAGGAUUGAUUCAGAACUCAAGUGUGUUCUCUGCUAAAAACAAAAAAUGGGGAAAGGAGAAGCACCGAACUCUGGUAAGGAGGAAAACAUGGAGAUGAAAGUUUUAAAAAAGGUUAAAAAGACGAAAGCCCCUGUAUCUGGAAGAUCAUGUAUAAUGGUGGUUGGAACUUCAGGGACGGGAAAGACAACCCUGUUAAACCUCUAUACAGGAGCACAGGAGCUGACCGGUUCAGGGGCUCAAGGUGUAACCAACAGCACAGUUGUAGUUGAAGAUACUAAACAUUCCAAUGCUCCGCUUUGGAUGGAUAAUCCAGGUUGGUCAGAUCCUGGCGGUAAAUCUGACUCCCACGUGUUUAAAGAUCUUUUGCUUCAAAUGCAGACUCUGGGAAUCUAUAACCUAAAAGCUGUAAUAUGGUGUGUAUUUCCACAACUAAGAAUGGAUGCAACAUUGCAGGCCCAAGCUAAGUUUAUAGAUGAAUUUACUGUUGAAAGUGACGCCGGCAGAAUAUGGUCAAACGUUGUUGUAGUUGCCAAAGGAAAGGCCCAGAAAACUGUGGCUGAGGACUGCCAGGGGGCGUGUACAGCGGCUAAAAAGCUGUGGGUACAUGCAGAACCAGUUUGUCGGGGCUGGGAACUAGCUACUCCAGAAAUUGUGAAUGAAACAACUGAAAGGUUACGAAAGGAGACUUUAAGAUGUUACACUGAAGAAGAAAUAUUAGAAGAAUUAGAAACUGUGAUUAAACAAUUACCUCCUCCAGUUCAGGUUGUGUUUGCUAAUCAGCGCUGUCAAUCCUGUGGUCAGACUGGGGACCCUAGGCUAAUGGAGGAUAAAUGUCACAGGUAAUAAAUAUAUCUUUAUGGGACUUUUUAAUCAAAGGGUUGCAUGGCGGCUU